AUGCAUUUGCAUUUUGAGAAAAACUCCAACACAAGAUGCGACUGCCCGAUACUGUCGUUGUCCUGGAUGGGCAAGGUACCGGAUGACAUUCCGGAGGAGGAAGGCUGGAAACUGAAUCGCACCAACUACUACCAGGAAGGAUGGCUGGCAACGGGGAACGUGCGUGGUAUCGUUGGUGUCACGUUCACGACGUCGCACUGCAAGAAAAACGUCGAUUACCCGCUGCGGACAAAUUAUAACCUUCGGGGCCAUCGGUCCGAUGUGAUUCUGGUGAAGUGGAACGAACCCUACCAGAAGCUGGCGAGCUGUGAUAGUUCCGGCAUCAUCUUCGUGUGGAUCAAGUACGAAGGCCGGUGGAGCGUGGAGCUGAUCAACGAUCGCAACACGCCGGUGACGCACUUCUCCUGGUCGCACGAUGGUCGCAUGGCCCUGAUCUGCUACCAGGACGGGUUUGUGCUGGUUGGAUCGGUGGCUGGCCAGCGUUACUGGUCGUCGAUGCUGAACCUGGACGCCACCAUAACGUGCGGCAUCUGGACGCCGGACGAUCAGCAGGUGUACUUCGGUACCACGCAGGGUCAGAUCAUUGUGAUGGAUGUCCACGGUGCGAUGGUGUCGCAGGUACCGCUCAGCUCGGACGUCGGCAUCACGGCGAUGGCGUGGUCGUGCGAAAAGUUUAAGAUGGAGGAAGGCGAGGACACCGAGCCGGGCGUGACGAACGCUUCGAAGCGUAGCUUCGUGUUGGCCGUCAGCUUCCAGAAUGGGUACAUCUAUCUGUUAAAGUCGUACGACGACAUUACGCCCAACCAGCUCAACACCGGCAUGAACGGGGCCCUGGGCAUCGUGAUGGAGUGGAGCAACUCGCGCGAACUGUUGGCCGUGGCCGGUACCGAACACGGCGCUCCGCACACGACCGACGGCAACGGUGCCACGGUGUACAGCAAUCUACUGAAGUUCUACACCGAGUCCGGAAAUCUUCUCUACACCGCCAAAAUCCCCAACAGUACGUAUCCCGUUUCGGCGCUCACUUGGGGCCACAACGAUAAGCGUAUCUUCAUCGCCACCGGAACGCAGGUCCACAUCGCGUGGGUUUCACGGCGCGUCGCGUCACUUCAGCUGUUUUGUAGGCUGAAAGUUCAGUCCUCGCUGGCGUCCGAAGCCCUGCUACCCCGGUUACCGCUUCCGGGGCGAAUCAAGGCCCUGAUCGGCAACCUAUUUGCUCAAACCAUACGAUGCUGCGUUCCGGAUUUGAAGUCUCUGCGAGAGUUUGUCUCCAGGCCACCGGCCUGUUCGACGCGACUGCACUGCACUAUGAUAAGACACGACGACGAUUCGAACCAGAGCUCAGGGACAUGCUAUACGCUCUAUCUGGAGUUUCUCGGAGGCCUGGUGCCCCUGCUGAAAGGCAAGCGGACCUCGAAAAUUCGACCGGAGUUUGUGAUAUUCGAUCCUCAGGUUGACGAAGUUUCUACUUACUGUACAUACUCAUCCGAUUCGACGACUACUACGACGACCACGAAAAGCUCGUCGACAUCGAGCCACUCGACGAACGGCACGAACGGUCGCUCCGACAGCUCCGAAAGUGAUAUCGACGACGAGUGCCGGUCACCACGUUUGGAUAGGAAACGGAAAUCUGGUGCUCCCAAAAAACGCGUCCCAAACGGUACCGACCGUUCGCCAAACCAGAAUUCCGACUCGACGGAAAACAAUGAAGAUCUCGCGUACUUGGACACGCUGCCCGAGCACGUAAAGCUGGUGGAAGUAACAUCCAACAUCUGGGGGACGAAGUUUAAGAUACACGGGCUGGCGAAAACGCUUCCGGCUAACCUUGGCCAGGUGACGUACAAAACGUCACUGUUGCACCUGCAACCGCGCCAAAUGAAGCUGGUCAUAACGGAGCUGCGAGAUGACUUUCCCACCGGUCCGGAUCCGACCUUCAAUCCGAACAUUUUCUCCGAAGACGAGGAGGACCAGCAACAACAGCAACAACAACAGAUGCUUCAUCAACAGCAGCAGCAACAACAGCAGCAGCACCACCAACAACAGCAGCAUUACUCGCAAUCGCUGCAACCCGCGCACGGACACUGCGCGCCGGGCCUAUCCGUCCGGGACGGUGUAACGUCGGGGGUCUUGAGUAGAAAGCUGCUUACCGAAAGUGCACCACCGAUCGCUCCGAUGUCCCCUCGGCCGAACCGGUUUCCAUCGCGCCCCCGGCGACAACCGUCCACUCUGGCCGGCUGCGCGGCUGGUGGAUCGCGCGGCGUAACGCUGCCCGGGUUGGGACCGUUGGCCCGGGCGGAGUCGUACGAAGACGAUACGGACACGGCCCCUGACACGACGGUAACGGUUGUCGGUGAGCUGCACUCCGUUCACACGACCGCGACGGCACGUACCCCACCGCGGCAAAGCAUCGGCUACAGUCUCGUGAGCCGGCCGUCGUCCACUUCCAGCAACCAAUCGCGGGUCGCGAUAAGCCCGCUGUACUGCGAGGGUUCCGUACCGACGCUGCAGUCACCCAAGAAUGCCGUCGCACCGAGUGACAUCAUCUUCGACCGUCCACCGGCCGGCCAGACCACUCUGAUGAGCUACUCCAGCAACGCGGACUACAUGACCAGUGUGGUGCAGGUGAAGAACUCCCUCAUCUCGUCCUCAUCCGACCACAGUCAUCACCACAACCACCAUCUGCACCAUCACCAUCAUCCGACGAUCCGCGCCGGUUCCUCCGGACCUAUGCCACUGAACCUGAACCUCAAUUUUGAGCGAUCCGAGCCUUCGCCGCGGCCGCCAGUGUGUGGCCCCGGUAAAGAUUCGCAGCCCAGUGCCAGUGCCAAGGGUACGCCAAAGAAGCAGAGCCUCAAGUUUAUCGACGAAGAAUCCACACCGAGCAGCUCGGCCACACCGCCGUUGGCCGUGGUACCGGCUGGAGCGGGUGGGUCUUCGCCCGCUCCGGACACGAACCCUGUCCCGCUGGAAACUCCGACGCACGGUAUGCACCGCACUCCGACCGUGGCGUCGAUGAUGCCGUACACCAGUGGUGGCCUAUCGUCGUCCGGGUCGGCCCGUAUUCCCGAUUCCAUCACGCGCAGCUGCAGUGUCGGCUAUCUGGACAACAUGGCAAUCGUGCCGGGCGAGGAGGCACUCUCGAUGAUGCGCCGCGACGCACCCUACAAGCGGUUGGUGUUGGUCGACAAGAAGCGCCAGAAGAAGAGCAAGCGCAACCUGGACGACCUGCGGCGCGUCGACGCCCGGUUGCGCUCGGACGCGAAAUCCAAGAGCCUGGACUCGUGCGACGUGCUGCAGGACGUGCCGAAUUUGAACCGCGAUCUGAUCAACCUGUUCCGACAGAUGCCGAAGGUUAACGAGCUGUCCGAGAACGAAACCGAGUACUCGUCGUCCGACCAACUAUUGCCCAGUGGCAAACCACGAACCUCGACGGUCCGCAAGGGAGCCCCGAUGAAGUUUGGCCCGGGCGUGUCCGGUAUGGGGGGCUCCAAAACACCCAUCCUGAACCGGAGGGAAAAGCCAAAGUGCUGCUCCGUGUGCAAACAGAUCUCACCGACGGUGAACUCCACCGAAACGGUGUGCGUCAAGUGCCGGAAGACCACCAUCGUGACCGGACUAGGUUCCGGAGAGGCGUCAACGAAAGACGCGUCCGGAACCACGAACGGCGCUGGUGGGGUGGACGGUGCAGUGGGGGCCUCGAAACCGCCACAGGUCCCACCGAAAACCAAGCGUACCACCCUGGGGCAGUAUCUUCGAUCGGCCUGCAGUAACCACUACGGGGACCACUCGUCGAAGGAAUCACAGGCUGGGGCCGGCACUUCCGGUGGAAAGUGUGGGUUCUUCGAUCGAAGGUCCACGCUCAGCUCGGGCACCAGCAGCGAAGGGAGCGCCUGUUCUACCGAUGGGCCCGUCCCGCCUACCCCGUCCCGAUCGGUGGCCCGGAUCGUGACCAGCUUCACCGACAGUCCGCUCUUCUCCCGACGCAAUCGCCAAGCCAAGGCGGACUCGGGAAAGCCUCAGAGUGAAAGCAACACUCCGAUUCUGCUGCGCUGGAAUGGCCGGCAAACCCGCAAAUCCGAUUCACUCGACUCGCCGAAGAAACACCGCCGCAACGGGAGCUGCCCUGGACCAAGUAAAGACUCGGCGGUCGGCAGCGAAGCCGUCGUCACGGCGUCGACCUCCUCCCAGACGGACGAUGGGCCGAUGCGCGGCGCGUCCGUACCUUCGUCGGGACCUUCGGCGGCCCCCGUCCCGGCCACCAUUAUCAGCCGCUGGCGUGACAUGGACGAUAGUGGCCGUCAGUCGACACCGCCCGCGUCACCGGCUCGGCUGGCCCGCAGCUCACCGGCGUCGCCGACUCCGAGCAAGAAGAGCAAGCGGCACCAGAGUGCCUCGCCUAUACGGCACAUUCUGAACUCGCCGCUCCUCAACCGCCGGCAGCGCAAGAAGCAGCACACCGAAAGCUCGGACGACGAGAACGGCAGUGGGAACCACAACAACAACAACAACCACCACAGCAGUCCCAGCAACCACACCGACGACAGUAGCGGCAGUGGCAGUGGCGCGAAGCAGUACCGGGAUCUCGAAACGUUCCAGAAGGCCCAGCUGCGCCAAAAGCUGAAACGAGGUAAGAUCGAGCCGAAUGGAGUGGCCAGCACGACGGCUUCGCCGGCCCCGGUACGGCGGGAGUUUGUGAUGCACAACAAGGCUCCGAUGUGGAACGAAAACAGUCAGGUGUACCAGCUGGACUUUGGUGGCCGUGUUACGCAGGAGUCGGCCAAGAACUUCCAGAUCGAGUUCCGUGGAAAACAGGUCAUGCAGUUUGGGCGCAUCGAUGGCAACGCGUACACGCUCGACUUUCAGUACCCGUUCUCAGCGCUGCAAGCGUUUGCGGUGGCGCUGGCCAACGUUACCCAGCGGUUGAAGUAAUGGGCCGGCACCGUGCGCCCUCUCUUGCCUUACUUUCGUGGUAAAAUAGCAACUGUAGUCAAAUAGGAAUCGGCGCCCAGUGGCGCGGCAUGCUCUACACAUAUCACAUCGGAGAAGGAGACCACGCCAG
Messenger RNA from Anopheles cruzii, 5059 nucleotides. RefSeq lists its product as uncharacterized. Gene Ontology annotation, molecular function: protein binding. The record is from RefSeq and is a predicted model, not a curated record. NCBI's taxonomy places the organism in Eukaryota, Metazoa, Arthropoda, Insecta, Diptera, Culicidae. The transcript has 10 exons. Bases 1 to 4929 code for a protein of 1642 amino acids.